AUGGCGCUGCGAGGACUGAACGGCUGUGCUCGCAUUGUACUGACCGAUGCAUCAAGAGCAGCAGUGCUUCGAGGUGCCCUACUACAGUCAGACUGUUUGAAAUGCCAUUGUGGAGGUAGACGCCAUCUCUUGUCUGAAGAUGUGGUGAAGCUGCAGGAUUUCCAGCAGAGAAAACUUGCUGUUGCCCACCAAGUGUCAGGAUCAAAAGACAGGCAUCGUUAUUAUUUUGAUACAGUAAAUCAGAAAAUGGAGAAAAAUGAGCUAAUCUUGAAGGAUGAAUUGAAACAACUGCAUUUAUGCCAGUCUGCUGAAGAUGUUAUGAUGGCAAGAAAUGCUAUUUACAGGUACCAUAAUGAGAAUCGUAACAUGGCAUUCGGGGAAUUCAGGUUUGGCCCUCUUUUUAUGAGAUUAUGCUAUGAGCUGGGUUUAGAGGAGCUGGCAGCUACAACUCUUACAGAUCCAGCUCUAAAAAGAUUCUUUUCAGACUCAACAUCAUUUAAUAUCGCCAUUGACAUGCUUUUUACUAAAGGAUGCUACGAAAAUGUUCUAGAGGUGGUUGGAGAGAUGAAGAAACAGGGAGUGCUAUUCAACAAAGACACCUUCACACUAGCCUUUGCCACAUGCUAUGAACUGAACACUUCAGAGUCAUAUCAUAUCUGUUUGGCCCUGUUGGAAGGUCAGACAAAAGGCAGCCUCAUCCCUCGGCAUGCCUAUUGCUUUGCAAUUGCCCUUGCUCUUAAACAGAAUAAUGUUGAGAGAGCCCAGACAAUCUACUCUCAGAUCAUGAGCACAGACAGUUGGCUAUGCCAGAACUUGAAGGUGCUCAUAUUGGCUAUGACAGGGUCCAUGAAAGAUGCAAUCUCUGCCCUCACAACAGCUUUGGUGUCAAAGACUCCAGUGUUAGUGAAAAAACCUAAGGAAGUGGUUAAUGUAUUAAGGCAGAAGAGCACUAAUGCUCUGUGGGAGGGGAGGGUGGAGCAAGUGGUGAGGCGGUUAGAGGAGGCUGGCCAGAUCACCAAGCAGACACUGGAUGAUUUCCUGUGUCACACUCCUUCAGGGAAAAGGAGGCUUUUGGGAAUAAUCGAGCAGGAAAUAAAGAGCAGCCGAAGGACUCUUAGACCAUUGCAGUCCACACUACUGUCAGAGUGA
Messenger RNA from Myxocyprinus asiaticus (Chinese sucker), 1149 nucleotides. Its product is annotated as pentatricopeptide repeat-containing protein 2, mitochondrial-like. NCBI's taxonomy places the organism in Eukaryota, Metazoa, Chordata, Actinopteri, Cypriniformes, Catostomidae. Gene Ontology annotation, biological process: multicellular organism development; mitochondrion organization; regulation of mRNA processing. The transcript is spliced from 10 exons. Gene Ontology annotation, molecular function: protein binding; RNA binding. The coding region runs from base 1 to 1149 and encodes 382 amino acids. The record is from RefSeq and is a predicted model, not a curated record. Gene Ontology annotation, cellular component: mitochondrion.